UCUCCCGCCGCCGCCGCUGCGCUCCGGGCCCGGCGCCCUUCGCUCUCCGCUUCCCCUGUGCCCUGGCUCCGCUCUAGCCUGGAGUGGGCGCCGCGAUGGCUCCGGCCGGCGACCGGGAGGGCUACUGGGGGUCGCCGACCUCUACCCUGGAGUGGUGCGAGGAGAACUACGCCGUCUCCUACUACAUCGCUGAGUUCUGGAACACAGUGAGUAACCUGAUUUUCAUUCUACCUCCAAUCUAUGGUGCGAUUCAGACCUAUAAAGAUGGCCUUGAAAAACGGUAUUUAGCUGCGUAUUUGUGUCUUACAGCUGUAGGAUUGGGAUCUUGGUGCUUCCACAUGACCCUGAAGUAUGAAAUGCAGCUGUUGGAUGAACUGCCGAUGAUAUACAGUUGUUGUGUGUUUGUCUACUGCCUGUAUGAAUGUUUCAAGUACAAGAAUACAGUCAAUUAUGCACUGCUUUUCUUUUUAAUAACAUACAGCGUCGUAGUCAGCAUAGUUUACCUAAAUUUGAAAGAGCCUGUAUUCCAUCAGAUCAUGUAUGGAACACUAGUUUCCAUCAUAGUUCUAAGAUCUGUUUAUAUAGUAUUAUGGGUAUACCCAUGGCUUAGAGGUCUAGGCUAUACAUCUUUAACUGUAUUUUUAAUGGGAUUUUUUCUCUGGAAUGUGGACAACAUUUUCUGUGAUAAAUUGAGAGCAUUACGAGAGAAGAUGCCUCCUGUGGUGGGAGCUGUGACACAAUUUCAUGCAUGGUGGCAUAUUCUCACAGGCCUUGGUUCUUACCUUCAUAUCCUGCUGAGUUUAUAUACAAGGACACUUUUCCUGAAACAUAGGCCAAAGGUGAAGUUUGUUUUUGGAAUAUGGCCUGUUCUGUUUGUGGAGCCACCCAAGACACUUUGACUGAGCCCUGGGCAGCCACACGCGAUCACCUGGCCUGGCAGAAUAAAGCAUUUCAACAGUUACUCUGGCUGAAGUGUCAAAAUUAUGGAUCCACCCAAGUACCAUUGCUAUUAAAGGACUUCUCUGUGCUACAAGGCCGGAACAGAGCAAAGAGCUGGCACACUAGGGAAAUAGCACUUAGUGCAGCUUUAUUCUAAGUUGUUAAAACAAAGAUUAAGACACAAGAGGUUUAUGUAUAUAUUGUAUAGCUGAUGAUAUUGAGAUCAUAUUUCGUGCUGGUCACAGAAGACUAACCAAUUUUGAAGUGGAUUGCAUAUGUUUUUUCAUUCAGUUUUCUGUUCUUUCUGUGGUCUAAACUAAUAUUAGUAACUGAAUGACAAAACCAGGCCAUUGAUGGCCAAGCUAAGCAUUUGUGUGGCCUAUAGUGAACUGAAUGCUUAACCCAAACUACUUUAACCUUGCACUUUUAUACAAUUAAUGAAGUAUGUAACGGUUGAUUUAGGCCUUUAUUCUACCUUGCUUUUCCACAGCCUCCUUUGCAAUUUAUAUUUUAAGCAAAAUGGUUGGGAUGCCUGUGCCAUUUAGUUCAUUUUGUACCAAGCUUCCAUUUUCUCUUUAGUCCAACAGAGAGGUUCAUCAUAGAGGAUGUUCCAAAGGGUGACCAGCAAAAGACACUGAAACGGUGAAGCCUUAUAGGUGUUCCUGUUUGUGUCUGGGAGCUCAAUUCCUAAUUUGUUUGACCAGUGAUUCAUCACAGAACUCAAUAGAGUGACUUUAGAAACAUACAAAACGCUCUUUAUUAUUUUUUGUUAGUUAUUUACAUACAUUCCUUUUCUAUCCAUUUCUUUAACUUCCCAUUUCCCAUUCAUACUACAGAUUGACAAGCACCUUAGAUGUGCUUUAGUUCAGCUUUGAAUUAAUCUUUCUCUUAUUUUACAAGUCUUAAGUAUUGGUCUGACUUUCAGAAGCAUCUUCUUAUUGGGAGACUUCAUAGGAGGAGUAAAGAACAAGACUGAGGUUGAAAAUAUCCCCAAAUACAAGUGGCAGUGCUUUGUUCGCUUUUAAUCUAGCACGUGCUUAUUCUGUGAGAAAGCUGACCACCUUUUAAAGCCAGACUUAGGGGAUUAAUGGGGGAGACAAGCACUGUUUUCUGCAUUUGUUAUGUACACAGCUGAUGAAAGUUAAUAAGUAAAUGUAAAGAAAACAAAGCAAAUACAGUUUUUCAAAAUAUACCUCAUAUGAAGGCUGUAGUUUUGAUGCUCUUGAUUUUGGGGCAACUAACAGAGUCUAUCUCUGUGCCUACUUGCUGCCAUUCUAUGCAAUUUUUGUCUGCUUUUGAUGCUCUGGAGGAUUUCUCCUUCUUGCUAUGAAGAAGGGAAAUGCUCAGACUGAUCCAAAAUCCCAUUCUGUAUUGAUUUACAGCAUGCUCACAGCAGCAAAGCGUGGUAAUGUAGCUGUAAAGCUGUCUCCCAGGUCUCAGAGUCCUGACUAUUGAAUAAUCAGUGCUGGUUAAAAUGGUCUCCUCCCUUUAAUGUUUGCAGUUUCUCUGCUUCUUUGACAUCCAUCAGUAAAUCUCCUACUGAUGUGAACCUCCAGAUAAAAAUAUGUCUUCUGUUAUAUGAUGACCCUGGACUCUUGAGAUCAAAUAACCUCAAACUGUCUGGAAAAAGAUACUUAACCUUUAGUGAGUUCAAUGAGGUUUAAGCACAUGCUGAUAGUGGUGCAUUUCAACCUGUACACCCCUAUACAGACACCUGAAGGGUAAUUUUAGAACAGCUUUGGUAUCAGUAGGCUCCAAUUCCAUAGACAAGGUCAGCAUCUGUGUUGGGAAAUCUGAGUGCUCUUCAGCAGAACUAACACAGAGGUAGGAAAAAGCUGUUAUGGAUCAGGUGUCUUUAAUUAUCCAGAAGGCAUAUUUUUUGUAAAGAGAUUUGAGAACUGUUUCAAAAAUGUAGCUUGAAAAUAAGUGCCUGCCUGUUCACCUUCAGUCUUUUUCGAGCAUUUUUCUAACACUGUAUCUCAUUUUCUUAUUUACUAUGUUUACAUGUGCUCAUAAGUAGGGAAGGAUUCUUGUAAGAGAAGCAGUACAGCAGCAAGACAUAUCAACAGUCGCUUGUGACAUCUGCUAGGAAUGACAUUAUUUUUAUGGAAAUGAAAAAAACCCAUUAUUUUAGUUGCCUUAGUUUUGUUAUUGAAGGAUCUGGGAGCUCUGUUUAUUUUAGUAAUUGCAAGAACCAGAGUGUCUUGAAAAGCCACUUUCUUAUCGAUCAGGCAUCUCUGCAUUGGUAUAUUUUAAAGAAAUUUGUUGAUUCUUCUACACAUUUUCAGCUAGGAAGUCUGUGAUGGGGGGGUUUCAGAUCUUGUUGAAUUGUCAGGAUUUAAAAGAAAAGCUAUUUUGAUUUUAUACUGCUGUUAGUUUUUUAUUCAUGUAUUGUUUUUCAUUUAUUUUUUUUCCUUUAAAAAAAAUGCAAAUUGGCUUCUUCCUACAUUCCAAAUGACUAAAAACAUACACACCUCUACCACCCUGCCAGCAGCCUUUUUUUUAACAGGUUAUAUUAGACUCUGAAGAAUGUAAUUUACCUGUGUAUCCUUCUUAGGAUAAUCUAAAAUCAUGGGUGCUUUGGUUUGACUGCCUUACUGAUCUUGUGAGUGAUACUGAAAAUGACAAGCUAGUUUUAACUGCAUGUCACUGAAAUUCAGACUGCCUUUUCUAGUGCCUGGAGGGACAUACAUUCUUACUCCUGUAAUGUGUUAAAUGUCUGUUAAUUAUUUUUUAUUGCUUGUAUGACAAUGUUGAUUGUUUUUCUCCAAACCUUAGAGCAGUAUAUCCCAAACUUUUCUUGCACUACAUCUUAACAAGUCUUGAGAUCCUAUUAUUUGAGUAGGAUUCAGACAGCAGCUAUUUUAAAGAGAAUUAUGGAAGUAGCAGGUGUCGUUUGAUAUGAAUUCUACAGGAUGUGUUGGAGAGAUUUGAUAGCACUGAACUCUUCUAUUCCUUAACAUCUAUGAAGAACCAGGAAAUCUGCCACCAUAUGACCAUCAAUUUGAUACAGAUGAGCAGCAAGUAGCUCUGCAAUCCAUGAGCUUAAAAAUUCUUUCUUGGAAAUAAGAUGAAAAACUUCAAAAUUACUCUCACAGGACAGAUCAAAUCCAUUCCUUAUUCUGGGAAUUUAGAAUUUUUAGAUACAACUCAAGACAUUCUCCAGAGCUGAAGAUACGAGAAGAAAUCUCAUCCAUGUUUCAAAGGCAAUGUUGUUGGCUAGCAGUAUUAGCAUCUCCAGACUUCAUCUUAAUGUUUUUUUUCUAUUAGCACAGGGCUGAUGUGCUGCCCAUGAGUGUUUAAAAACUUCCCCCUAGUCAGAGUUGGAAUAUGCAGUGUUACCACUUGCCAGUCUACCUCUGUCAUUUAUUGUACCAUGCCUGUACCCUUAAUUGCAUUUGCCUGAGUGUGUGCGCAUCAGAGCAGCCUGACUUAGACCAUGCAGCCCCUGGGAGUGGCAAGUGUUGUAUUGAUUCUGUUCACUCCCCACAAACAUCCUUCCUUUUUUGGUGUCUGUUAUUUACAGCUUGUGCUGUCUGGCUACUUUAGAGAGAGAUUUGAGUAGGAGAACUUCAGACAGGUGUAGCAAAAUCUUUUGGGAGGGAUAUUGGGAAAGUGGCAAAUAUUGUUUUAUAAUUAGUUUAAAUUCUCUUUUAAUCCUGUUCUGUGCUGUCUUGCUUGGCAAAAGCUGAAUUGUAUGAUUUGAAAUGCAGUUGAUUCUUUUGGCCAGCCUGGAUUUGCUUUUAACACCUCUUUUUCAGGAAACACUUCCACAUGAAUCUCAGCAACAAAAAAUCCUCCAAAUACCACCAGUGCUUCUCGCAGUCACUAUCACCUUGUUUAAUUUGCAUUCAAGAAUUUCAAUAAUACCAUAUUUUAAAACCUGUUUCUCUCUAUGGAUAUAUUACACAUUUUAAUAGCAGGUGGUGAAACAAUUCAGUCCAGCACUGCUCAGUUAGAGGAGCUGUAAAGAGCAGCCCUGCUGUUUUCUUUAGUAGACAUCAGAAUUUGGGAGCACACAUCUAUUUUGGGGAAAUGUGUGCCCCAUAAUUUAGAUUAACAUAUUUAGGUAAAACUUUCAGUUUACCUUCAACUCCAUCUGCACUUUAUAAGUAGGGAGUGGGAGGUUUUAACUGCGAAGUGCUGUUUGACUGUGAGACUUAUCAUGAAGAGGGAUAAAUGAUGGAGUCUUUAUUACACAUGAGGAGAGCAAAGCCAGAAGGAGAUUAAGAAAUUUUACAUGAGAAGAGAAUAACAAAAGAUUAAGCACAGAAUCUCAUAGUAUUACGUCAACCACUCUCCUGGUAUCUGCUUUAGAUACUUGAAUGUUUUGCUAUUUAGACAUUUAACUUUCCUCUCUUCACCACAGAAGUGACGUAGUUUCUGUUACAUUCAGUUCGUUAUAGAUGACUUAGGGGCUGUUUUAUGAGGAUGGAACAUGACAUAGAUUGUUUUGUACAUGAAUGAAUACAUUUCUAACCUAUCUGGAAUGUCCUCUGCCAGCUUUGUUUGAGAGUCUGUAACCUAAAGACAGAGAACAUUCUAUAUAACUAUUAAAGUUGGUUUGGGGAUUUUUUUGUUGAGUUUCUCACGCACAACUGCCUACAGCUGCCAAGUGCCUGAUCUUGUUGUUACAAGGCUUUUCUGAGAGCUGGAUCUAUGUUUUCUUCUGAGGUCUGUAGGACAAAGUCUUUGGUAGGAGAGGGUCAAUUUUUGUUAAAAAUUCUCCUUCUGCAGGAAUCGCAAUACUAUUCUUAGUCGCUUUCCAGAUAUACAGUACUCAAACUUGAGCCUGGCUACCCACCUUCCUGAUGCUGUUGCAUCUUUCCAGCCUUUGAAAGCUGGGUGAGGGAUUUAACUGUACAUGUGGUGUUUAUUUUGGGUUGUGUAGUUCAGUGACAGGCAGUGUGAGGGCACAGCAGUCAAGCAAGCACUUUAGGUGGAGCCCCCUUGUUGGAGCUCCCAGCCAGAUGCUUUUAACAGGGCUGGGGACAGGGGGAUUUGUAUGUACAGUUUGAGAGGCAGCUUUGAUGCCUGAACUUCUUACUUUACUGCAGAACUCUCCGAUUUUACUUGUUGAAAUCAUUUAGGUUUGGUUCAGAGUUAAUGUAAGACACUAAACCAGUGCCUGCAAUUUUUUUUUACACAUAUAUCACACAAAUGGAAUCUGCCUGAUGUUUAAGAGCAGAUUGUUAAGAUUCUUAAAAUUGUAAAGAUAAAGGGCCUUUUGCUUAUUUUUCCACAGGAAUAGCUAUAAGCACAAUCUUAGAUUCAUCCUUCUGUCCCCAAAGCUCUGGAACAUAUAUGUGUUUCUCCAAAGACAGUGCUGAAUAAAAUGGCUCAUAGCAAGUUAAGUACCAAAGUGUUUUCUACAUUAAAGCUGUGGAAGAACUUUGUGUAUACUUUUGCUCCCUAAAUUUUGUAAGAGAGGGUUUCAAGCAGCAUAAGCAGUAGUUACUCCUUAGACUGAAGAGAAGCUAUUUUUUCUCUUGAUUUCCCAAAUCAACGCUGAGUGUUUCAUGUUGGUUGUUGAUCUCAGCUCAAUGUACAGAUGAUGUUACAGUCUGGUCAAACACUAUCUGUCCACCUGGAGUGGACAGGAACUCUGUUCAUUACCUGACCGAACUUCCUAACAUUGACGCUGUGAGUACAAGUACAUUGUUGCAGAGAGAUAACACUGUGACAGAUGAGAAGCAGUUGACUUUAGAACACAGCUACAGUGAGAAAUGCUUAUUGACAAUUUUGAUACACUGAACUGACUCUUCCUACCAAACCAGCUGGUAACUAACAUCAGGCUUAUAUGUAUCAGCAUAUCUUGUUUUCCAAAGCACAGUAGCUUUGAAAUAUUUAAUAUGUUUCAUUUGUUAUUCAUGCUGCAUUCAAGCACUAAUUUGUGUCUUUAUAGUACAAACUAUUAAAGAAUUUUGUUUUAAAUACAA
Molecule: messenger RNA, 6878 nt
Organism: Catharus ustulatus (Swainson's thrush)
Lineage: Eukaryota; Metazoa; Chordata; Aves; Passeriformes; Turdidae
Gene: ACER3
Product: alkaline ceramidase 3
Exons: 11
Coding region: 96-899 (267 amino acids)
Biological process (GO): ceramide metabolic process; phytosphingosine biosynthetic process
Cellular component (GO): endoplasmic reticulum membrane
Source: RefSeq, a predicted model, not a curated record